Esox lucius (northern pike) is the source of this 3802-nucleotide messenger RNA. Its product is annotated as ran-binding protein 3-like. The record is from RefSeq and is a predicted model, not a curated record. Gene Ontology annotation, cellular component: cytoplasm; nuclear pore. The transcript has 14 exons. Gene Ontology annotation, biological process: protein export from nucleus. Gene Ontology annotation, molecular function: GTPase activator activity. Bases 1268 to 2758 code for a protein of 496 amino acids. Lineage: Eukaryota; Metazoa; Chordata; Actinopteri; Esociformes; Esocidae.
GUUAGGAUGAAGGCAAGACAGACUGCAUCAAAAUAGUUUGUGUAAUAAGUCUUAUUAUGAAUCUACUUAUUCUGUGAAUCAACUUUGUCAUCACGUACAGUCGUGUCAAUAACAAAUAAGCGCAGCUACUGUGGGAGCAUAUUUCUAAGCUGAGGACCGUGGUCAGACAAAGGCUACUCAGAAAUUAAGUGGCAAAUAAGUAGCUCUCACUUAUAUCCUCCCUAGUACACCAGGUCAUUGAAAAGAAAUUGAAAAUAUGUCUUUCAAAUUAUUAUGCUCAGCCUGGACGCUUUCCUUUUUGAUUUGGGCCCAGAAUUUAUCAGCAAUUGAAUACAAGCUCUCUCUUGAGUCAUCUCUCAUUAGUAGAAGUCAAAGUUCAAGUCAAUCAUAUUGCAAUUGCCCAAGCCACAAUAAGGCAUCUUACGAAACCACUUUGAGGUAGUUCUUGCAACAGUUCACAGAGCUGCUUACAACUCAGUUACAGUAGGUCUUGAUACCCAGUAUGUUGUAACGCAUUCAGCCACUGGAGUUAAACUCACUCUAGACUAUUAUUUUAUAUAUCUAGGUAAAUUAAUUUAGUUUUAUGGCAGAUUUGGUUUAUUUGCAUUACCUACAAUCUCCAAAGAGAUUCACUGGAGUUAGUCAAACUACAAUAGAUUCCUGUUGUUUAGCUACGGCUUGGUAAGGUUACAGUUGGGGAUAUGUUUAGAAUAAAGGUUAAGGUUAGGGUUUGUUAAUUGUUGAAAUGUUAACUGAUAGUUUUAGAGCAACUACAAUUUAACUUUUGGGACCAAAGUUUUACUGCCUGGGCUUUCAGGAUGGGAAUCUGUAAAAGCACUUAAUGACAACAGCUGAUGUAAAAAGGGCUUUAUAAAAUAAAUGUGAUUGAUUGGUAGCUCAGAAUAAGACAUAAUUUUUCUAUCGAUUUAGUUUUUCAAUGCCAUAAAAAAGUUUCAUCAUCGCUGUACAGUCAGUGACUGAACGCGGUGCUCUGGAUAAUUGUGUCACUCAAGCCUUACCCCGCCCACAUUUUCCAAGCAGACCCAAGCCAGACGCCCACAUUGUGGCGCCCGCUUCGUAGUAAACGUCCAUUCAACCACUUACAGCAAAGGCUACGUGACAGACAGCUGAGUCGAGUGAGAGAAUAAACAAAUCCAGAGAAUCAAGCUUUUGACAGCAACAGAGCAAAACACGAUUAUCUGGGUUAUUGUCCUCUCUUUUGGGCUGUUUUCAUUUCACUCGUUUAUCGCAGCUUCGUAUCGGAGGAAUGAGAGGGAAUCUUUCCCCGAGCGAAGACACAUCAGGGUAUCCUUCAAUGAUGCCUGUUUCGGACUUCCAUGCAAAGCUUCCUGGUACUGCGGAGCCGACCGAGGAAGUGUGUGGAGCAGGAGGAGCUGUCCCUUGUAGAUCGCCGACAGGGAAUGCCUCGCGGGGGAAGCUCUUGGGUGAUGGAGGAUGCGCCCAGGCGGGGUGGUUGAAAGAAAAAAACGUUCUUGCCCCACCGAUGUUCAUCUUCCAAAAGAACUCUGCAACCAUGAAGAGAAGAGCCGAGAGAUGGGAGGAGAACUCUGUUGGAAUCAGCUCAAACAAACGAGUCAGAUCGUUCACCUACCCGAACCCCAACAACAGAAACAGGAAAGGCUCCUGUGACAGCGGUAGACGAGUGCGAUCAGGUUCCCUCUCUUUUCCCCCGCCGCUUCCAGUCUCAAGAUCGAAUAUCUUCAUGCCUUCAAAUCUGUGCAACCGGAACAGCAUUUCACCAAACACAGUGUGCCCUCUGAACAGGGUGAGACGGUCAUUACUUCAGCCUGCACGUCUUGUCUGCCCCGAGCCUUGGAACGUGUCGUCACAGCCACACCAGUCUGAGGUGAGCAAUGACAACUCAGAUGAUUGCUGCAGCGUCACAACUGACCACUCCUCACCCCUUGCGAGUGUUUUACAUCCCCAGACAUCCCCUCAGGUUUUCAGGAUGAAGGGAGAAGGUUCCACCUCAGACAGAGUCCAGUUUGUAUUUGGGGAAAAUAUGAGUGAGAGAGUUUUGAGACCACAAAAAUCACCCAGCAGUGAAGAUUCUGAUUGCAGCUCUUCUGAUUCGGAAGCCUCUAUCUUUGAGUCAAGCCAUGAAGGUGCUGGGUGGAGCAGUCUGAGGGAAUCCGCGGCAGCUUACACUGCCUCCUGUAGGAGGCAGCGUGUGGUCAGGCUCCGGCAGGUUCAGCUGCUCACUGGGGAGGAGAAGGAGAGCAAUGUGGUCCAGCUGUCCUGUAAACUGUUUGUCCUGGAAAAGAGAACUCAGUCAUGGACCGAACGAGGAAGAGGUGUCCUGCGACUCAAUGAUCUAGCCUCAGGGACCAAAGGAGAGCUGCAGUCCAGGAUAGUGAUGAGGCACCAGGGCAGUCUCAAGGUCAUCCUCAACACUAAGCUCUGGCCACACACACACCUGCGUCGCCCUGCCCGUCGUAACCUCCAGGUGACAGCCACCGAUAUGGAGACUCAGGCCGUUCGGGUGUUCCUCAUCCAGGGCAGUGCCAGGGAUGUGGCUCGCCUCUACGUAGCCAUUCACCACCGAUUGGUAGCCCUACGGGCCAGUGAGGUGGAGGCCGCAGGGGGAAGGACCAGGGAUGGGCACUGUAACAGUGAGAAUGAGGAAGAAGAAGAGGAGACACAACAGCAGAAAAGAGAAGAAGGGCUGCUAGUGACACGACUGCGACCUGUGGCUUGUGACUGGGUACACAGUAAACCCGGUUUGGAUUCCUGGUGACAUGAUGUCAUAUCCUGGCCUGGUCUAUGCCACAGUUUUCGGUGUCAUCCCAUCUGACCUGAACAGAGCUUCUGACCCUAAUGGAACAGUGGGACAAAACAUGAGCAAUAGCAGGAAAAUCAAUACUUGUAUCUGCUGCGCUGCCAUGACUGCCUUUUGCCAAAAUAGAUGUAGAAACCUAUAUUUGUGAUGUCUUAUGUAGAUAAAUACUCAACAGAAGCUAUAUUUGUGAUGUCUUAUGUAAACAGAUUAUUUUAAAGAUGUCCUUUAAGCUGUUGUUAUGCUACCACAUUACAACAGAGGGAACCGACAGUAGAUUUAAUGUCUGAUUGAAGAAUAUUUUUGGAUUCAACAAGUUUUUUGAUUUUCUAUUAUGAUUGAAUGAAUGCAAAAUCUUCAUGCAAGUGCUAUGUGUGGCUGAGGCACCCACAUUCAACUUUGUAAUAUUCCCAAAGGUUUUGUUCUUAUAUAUUUAUAUUAUAAGCAUUGUUUUGUUAUAUUUUUAAGUGCUUUAAAUACUGCUAAAGAUCAACUGAAUGAUGUGAAAAAUCGCUAAGAAAUUAUUUUAUUACAAAUAUUAAAUGUAUCUUCUUAUUCCAACUGUGAAACAAACAAAAUAGCUUUACUGUUAGCUGUUUCAUUUAUACAGUACAUUACUGAAAUAAACAAGGCUGUGAUAUGCUUACCUUUCCUCUGUAGUACUAAAUGCAUUUUCCUGCCUACCUCUAUAUUUACUGCAAAUGUGAGGAAAUAUUGACAUGUUUAAUGGAAUUUAAGUUAUCUUACCCUGUGUUUUGUCAUCAAGCAACUAACUUAAAAGGGUAAUUCUGGACAAAAGCAAACAUGACUAGCAUCUAGUUCAUAUUUUGAUUUGUAUAUCAAUCUGUUUCUGAUAAUAUCUAUAUGUUAUAUGAACUGUUCGUUGUGAAUGAUAAAAACAGAUUUUCUAAUACAACUUUGGAAUUUAGUAUAAUUUUUUGACUUGGUUGUUGAGAUGCUCCGCUGAUGAUGCUAACAAAAAAUAAAACAAAGGUAAACCACUCA